AUGCCCUCUGAAGAGGAGCGGCAGCGGCUGCUCAACUCAAACAGCUACCUGGCAACCCAGUACGAGCGAUUAGUCAGGAGCCAGACCAUCAGCGAGGCGGAGUUUUGGAGGUCACCGGCGGUCCGCAAGACCGCGCAGCUGCCGUGCCAUGCAGACCCGCCCCAAAAGCUGGGCAUCCCCAACCAGGCGGUGUUUGUGCAGGCCUCGGCCCACGGCGGCCUGAAUCGGCUGACGUUCAGCAUCACGCGGGACGAGAUGGCGCAGAUAUUGGAGGAGAAGCCGCACAUCAAGAGGGCAUACCUGGCGCAGGUCGGCCCCAACAUGACCGAGAAGGAGUUUUGGGAGCGCUACUUUCGGUACGAAAUGGCCAAAAAGAAAAAGCGCCACAAGAAGCUAGUGGAGGUCGAGCGGCGGCAGCAGCCGGUCGCUGGCGGCGAAGCGGGCGGCGGCGGCGGCGGCGAGGGCGGGCCGGGGCCGAUGGAUCUGGAUGACGACCGCGCCAUCGAAGAGGAGGCGGCGAUGUUCAGGGACGACGACGAGGGCUCGCAGCAGCGGGCCGCGCCCCGCACGGCAAACCCUGCGCUGGACCUGGGAGCAGACCAGGGCGACGCCCUUGGGGGCGGCUACGGCCUCCUCCACAACACCGCGCGGGACGAGGCGGGCAGCGUCCAGGGCUUCAAGUCCUUGUCACGUGACAUCGUUGCUGAUGUCAACACGCACUCCAGCCACGUCAUCGCAGCGCAGGCCCGCACGCAGCAGCAGCGGCAGGGGCAUGGGCAGGGGCCCGGGCAGCAGGGGCAGCAGCAGCAGCAGCAGCAGCAGCCGGGCCAGCGGCCGCAGCAGCGAGCGGCGUCGGGCGGCGGCGCGGGGCCGUCGGGGCGGGCGGCGGGUGAGGGCGGCGGGGAUGCGGGCGGCGUCCGAGGGGCGGGGGCGUCGGAGGCGGAGCCGUCAGAUGCAGACAUGGCGGCGAUGGGCCAGGCUUGA
Monoraphidium neglectum is the source of this 984-nucleotide messenger RNA. Its product is annotated as transcription initiation factor TFIIH subunit H1. Gene Ontology annotation, biological process: nucleotide-excision repair; transcription by RNA polymerase I; transcription by RNA polymerase II. Bases 1 to 984 code for a protein of 327 amino acids. Gene Ontology annotation, cellular component: transcription factor TFIIH core complex; transcription factor TFIIH holo complex. NCBI's taxonomy places the organism in Eukaryota, Viridiplantae, Chlorophyta, Chlorophyceae, Sphaeropleales, Selenastraceae. The transcript has 8 exons. The record is from RefSeq and is a predicted model, not a curated record.